GAUGAACGAUUGAACCAAAUGGUCUACAUCCGACAAAAGUUGGAGAAAGCCUUACGCAAAGGACAAGAUACAGCGAAAACUAUUGAAGGAAGGCUACGAUCAUUAGCACAGUCGAAGGAGCAAAAGGAAUUAAUAGAUCUCGUUGUCAGGAUGGAUAGUAUGCAGGCAGAAAGAAUCUCAGCUGUAAAUGAUCUCGCGAUACAAUCUAUGAUAAUGCAAAAGACGGACAGCUCUAUGUCAAAGUUAACUAAAUACGAAAUGCUUGCCGAAAAAUUGAUUGAAGGCCGAUUAGAUGACAAAGAUCGCGAACAACUCGAACAGGAGUACAGGAUAGUAAAGAAUCAGUUCCAUUAUCAUCUAAUUCCACUCAAAAAUAUUCACACCGUCGUAUCAUGGAACUCGUUGCUCCUUCCCAAGAUCAAUUCAUCUCCUUCCACGUUUGUUGAAUCUACGUAG
This is a messenger RNA of Strongylus vulgaris, 456 nucleotides long. The record is from the annotation of a GenBank genome assembly. Lineage: Eukaryota; Metazoa; Nematoda; Chromadorea; Rhabditida; Strongylidae.